UCAUCAUCAUCAUCAUCAUUUUCUAAUCAUUCAUCUCUGCUACAUGCUUUAUCCAAGAUCUCACAAUAUGGCUAGCUGUGCACGAAAGUAUUUCUCUUUCCCAGCCAUGUUUGUUCUACUCAUCUCAGUUUCACUGUCAAAAGCUGCACUUGAUGCCCAUUAUUAUGAUCAAACUUGCCCACAAGCUGAGAAAAUUAUUGCAGAAGCAGUUCGAGAUGCUUCGGCUCAUGACUCCAAAGUCCCCCCUCGCAUCCUUAGGAUGUUUUUCCAUGAUUGUUUCAUAAGAGGAUGUGAUGCAUCGGUUUUGCUGGACUCCUCGACAGGAAACCAAGCAGAGAAAGAUGGCCCUCCAAAUAUCUCAGUUCGAUCAUUCUACGUGAUCGACAAUGCCAAAGCUAAACUCGAAAUGGCAUGUCCUGGCACAGUUUCUUGUGCUGACAUACUUGCCAUUGCGGCAAGAGACGUAGUAGCUAUGUCUGGAGGUCCAAACUGGAAUGUGCUUAAAGGAAGGAAAGAUGGGAGAGUGUCGAAAGCUUCAGACACCAUCACCUUACCAGCUCCAUUCUUCAAUGUAACUCAGCUCAUUCAGAGCUUUGCCCAGAGGGGUUUGGGAGUAAAGGACUUGGUUGCUCUCUCGGGUGGCCACACUCUGGGCUUUUCCCAUUGCUCUUCCUUCGAAGCUCGUCUUCAUAAAUUUAGUUCAGCGCAUGAUGUCAACCCCAGCAUGGACGAUGAGUUUGCAGAAGAGCUAAAGAAGAAAUGCCCAAAACCAAAUAGAGAUCACGGUGCUGGACAGUUCUUGGACUUGACACCGGCAACUUUUGACAAUGGCUAUUAUGCUGGAGUAGUUGCAGGAAAAGGAGUCUUUGGAUCGGAUCAAGCACUCUUUGGAGACUACAGGACCAAAUGGAUUGUUGAGUCAUUUGCCGGAGAUCAGGGUUUGUUCUUCAGAGAGUUUGCAGCUUCAAUGGUGAGGCUUGGAAAUGUUGGGGUGCUAGAAGAUGGAGAAGUCAGACUGAAAUGCCGAGCAGUAAAUUGAGAGAGAGAGAGAGAGAGAGAGAGAGAGAGAGAGAGAGAGAGAACUGAAUAAGUGAAUAACCCAUUUAUUUAGAAAGGAAAAGAGAGUACAAGUAAAAUAAGCAUUUUGUGCAUUUGCUCGGCUAAUAAGAAUUGUAGAACAUCAAUAGCGUUCAACAUACAGUUACUUGCCAGCACUACUUUAAUGUACACCUGGAAGGAUUUUUUUUUUUUUUUUUAUUUAAUGCCUGUUUUCUAUGAUUUUUUACUUUAAGGUGUGCUUUUAGUUCCCCAAAUAUGAAAUGUCCCUUUGAAUAACAUAUUUCAAGAAUUUUAUUUU
Malania oleifera is the source of this 1357-nucleotide messenger RNA. RefSeq names its product peroxidase 66. Gene Ontology annotation, biological process: response to oxidative stress; hydrogen peroxide catabolic process. Gene Ontology annotation, cellular component: plant-type cell wall; plasmodesma. The transcript has 3 exons. The record is from RefSeq and is a predicted model, not a curated record. The coding region runs from base 44 to 1039 and encodes 331 amino acids. Gene Ontology annotation, molecular function: heme binding; peroxidase activity. Lineage: Eukaryota; Viridiplantae; Streptophyta; Magnoliopsida; Santalales; Ximeniaceae.